UCACUUUUCCUCGACCCGAGGAAGGAGGGUUAUCGGUCGAUGGGGUCGGGGAUGAGGACGUCGGUGACGGAUCUGACGGCCGCGGCGACGGCGCUGCUGCUAUUGCUGUGCUUCGGGGUCGACGGAGUCGUCUCGGACGCCUCCGACCAUCGCUACAAGACAGGCGAUCACGUCCCCCUUUACGUCAACAAGGUUGGCCCUUUCCAUAAUCCCAGCGAGACAUAUCGCUACUUUGAUCUUCCAUUUUGUACCCCAGAGCAUGUGACCGAGAAAAGAGAAGCACUCGGUGAAGUUCUUAAUGGGGACCGGCUGGUGGAUGCCCCAUACAAGCUUGAUUUCCGAGUAGACCAUGAGUCUGAAGUGCUUUGCAAGAAGAGGCUCACAAGAGAAGAGGUGUCCAAGUUCAGGAGUGCAGUCACCAAGGACUACUACUUUCAGAUGUACUAUGAUGAUCUCCCUCUGUGGGGAUUCAUUGGGAAGGUUGACAAGGAGGGCAAGGACCUUGGCGAGUACAAAUACUACCUGUACAAGCGCUUCCACUUUGAUGUCCUUUACAACAAUGACCGUGUGAUUGAGAUUGUUGUCCACACUGAUCCCAAUAUGCUGCUAGAUGUCACGGAGGACAGGGAUAUCGAAGCAGAGUUUUUAUAUUCUGUGAAGUGGAAGGAGACUGCCACACCAUUCGAGAAGAGAAUGGAGAAGUACUCUCAAACUUCUUCACUACCUCAUCACUUGGAGAUCCACUGGUUCUCCAUUAUAAAUUCAUGUGUGACAGUUCUACUCUUGACCGGAUUUCUUGCCACAAUUCUCAUGCGUGUACUGAAGAAUGAUUUCGUCAAGUACACUCAUGAUGAGGAGUCUGCUGAGGACCAAGAAGAAUCUGGGUGGAAAUAUAUUCAUGGUGAUGUUUUCAGGUUUCCAAAGAACAAGUCACUGUUGGCUGCUUCUCUUGGUUCUGGCACACAAUUAUUUACUCUCACGGUUUUCAUCUUUAUUCUUGCACUUGUUGGCGUUUUCUACCCUUACAAUCGUGGGGCCCUUUUUACUGCUCUUGUGAUCAUAUAUGCACUUACCUCGGGCAUUGCUGGAUAUGCUGCUACCUCUUUCUAUUGUCAACUCGAAGGAACAAACUGGGUACGGAAUUUGUUAUUGACAGGAUGCCUUUUCUGUGGGCCUCUGUUCCUGACAUUCUGUUUUCUUAACACCGUCGCCAUCGUGUAUAGUGCUACUGCAGCAUUACCCUUUGGUACUAUCGUUGUUAUUGUUCUCAUUUGGACGCUCGUCACCUCUCCUCUACUUGUUUUGGGUGGAAUCGCUGGUAAAAACAGCAAAGCAGACUUCCAAGCACCUUGUCGUACAGCAAAGUACCCUAGAGAGAUACCACCAUUGCCAUGGUAUCGACAAACUAUUCCACAGAUGAUAAUGGCCGGCUUUCUUCCUUUCAGUGCAAUCUACAUUGAGCUUUACUACAUAUUUGCAAGUGUGUGGGGCCACAGAAUUUAUACCAUAUACAGCAUCCUAUUCAUCGUCUUCAUUAUCCUCCUCAUCGUCACCGCUUUUAUUACUGUGGCACUGACCUACUUUCAACUUGCUGCCGAAGACCAUGAAUGGUGGUGGAGGUCUUUCCUAUGUGGAGGAUCAACUGGCUUAUUUGUGUAUGGAUACUGUCUGUACUACUACCAUGCUCGCUCGGACAUGUCGGGGUUUAUGCAGACGUCUUUCUUCUUUGGCUACAUGGCUUGCAUCUGUUACGGCUUCUUCUUGAUGCUCGGGAUGGUUGGCUUCCGUGCUGCUUUGCUGUUUGUGCGUCACAUUUACCGAUCUAUCAAGUGCGAGUAGCAAGUUGAAGUUGUUGCCUGACUUGGAGCAGCAGCACAUUUUGAACACAGAAUAGAAUCACUGGUUUCUGAAGUAGAUGCUUAAUAGCCUGUGAAAUAUCUAUAAUCCAAUAGUCCUCGUCUACUUUUAUGAUCUUCUUCCACUUGAAGUCCUUGAUACUGUUUUGAAAGGUGUAUCAAAUAUGCAUUCGUGCAAUUUGUGAAACUGAUUUAUCUCUAUUGAAAAAUAGUAAUCU
This is a messenger RNA of Musa acuminata subsp. malaccensis (wild Malaysian banana), 2074 nucleotides long. RefSeq names its product transmembrane 9 superfamily member 3. Gene Ontology annotation, biological process: protein localization to membrane. The record is from RefSeq and is a predicted model, not a curated record. NCBI's taxonomy places the organism in Eukaryota, Viridiplantae, Streptophyta, Magnoliopsida, Zingiberales, Musaceae. Gene Ontology annotation, cellular component: membrane.